AUGCCUCUCGAAAACAUUCGCAACAUCGUCCUCGUCCUCUCCGGCAAAGGCGGAGUUGGAAAAUCGAGCGUGACUACGCAACUCGCCCUCACGCUAUCGCUACAAGGACAUUCGGUCGGUGUCUUGGACAUAGAUUUGACGGGCCCGAGUAUACCGCGCUUCUUCGGUAUUGAAGAUGCGAAAGUAAGACAGGCGCCUGGUGGGUGGAUACCGGUUGAUGUGCAUGGGGAGCAGACGUUGGCGGCACAUCAGAAAGAGGGAGAGGAUGGGAAUACAACAGAUCAGAAAGAGGGAGGAGCGGCGGCUGCAGAUGGUCAAAAGAUUGGGUCGUUAUCAUGCAUGUCUCUGGGAUUCAUCCUGGCUUCGCGCUCCGACGCUGUGAUUUGGCGUGGCCCAAAGAAGACCGCCAUGGUGCGCCAAUUCUUGACCGACGUCCUCUGGCCAAAGCUCGAUUAUCUACUCAUUGAUACACCACCCGGUACCUCGGACGAACAUAUCUCCCUACUCGAAACUCUCUUGAAGAAUACCACGCCGUCUCCUGCCCUCAACCCGCACGUCCCGUUCUUGGCCGGCGCCGUCGUAGUCACAACCCCACAAGCUAUCAGCGUUAGCGACGUGAAGAAGGAACUGAAUUUCUGCAAGAAGACCGGAAUUAGGGUACUAGGCGUGGUAGAGAACAUGGCAGGAUUCGUAUGCCCCAACUGUUCGGAAUGCACAAAUGUCUUCAGCAAGGGCGGCGGAGCGGUCAUGGCGACUGAGUUCGAAGUACCAUUCCUCGGCUCCGUACCAAUUGAUCCAGCGUUUGUGGAAUUGGUCGAGAGUGGGACGAGGCCUGUAUACCCCAAGGGUACUGUCAUACAGGGCAAAGAGUUGGACACCGAAGAGGUUGCGGCGCUGAAGAACAAAGGCGGGCUGUUUGUAGAUAAGUACCGGGACUGUUCGUUGGCGCCGCUGUUCGACGAGUUUGUGACAAGGUUGAAGGGGGAUAUCGGAAGGAUUGUAUCCCACGUCUCAUUGGUACCUCUGGCUCCUUUCUCUAUAGAGCAAACGCGCAGCUAUUGGCUCAGAGGUUGCAAGAUUGCCGAUACUAUGGACGCCGCGAGCAAUCACGCCACAUCGCCAGACCCUCAUCCUACCGCGGGCAGUCCGCAUCAGAAGAUUCCGACACCAGUUCAAGAACAGGAUCAGAGGAAGAGUCCUGAGACCAAAUCACGUCAAGGACCUGGCAAUGGUGCAGACCAACUCCCGAAAGGUGACUCUGUUCCUAUCACAGUCAACGGCAACGAGAUUCUGACUUCUGAAGAAGAGCCGAAUCCAAGCGCAAAACCGCAAUUCAUGGUCAAGCUGAAGUACAGUACCAAGAUUCCUGUGACUUCUCCGCAAGGUCACCGAAACAUCAGUAAUGCCUCUUCUACUUCCCCGGACUUGCGCGCAACUCCGGAUGAAUCAGCUGAGCCAUCCAUCGAAAUCGCCAUUGUCAAGCAGGAAGUCGAAGACCAUGAAGCUACCGCACCUGGAAGUCCAAACUCGACCUCGCCACAAGUCAAGAUCGAGAAACAGAGCGAUGAUCAAGACUCAGCCCUGAAGCCCCUGAAUGAGCCCACGGGAAGUUCGGGUCAGUCCAUCAUGGUCAAGGACGAGCCUGAGCACGGUGCACAUGAAAAUGUCGACGAUCGAAGUCAGGACCUGAUUAGGGAUGCUAUGAGCAUUGAUGGUCAACUUGGCGACGAGUCAAUACAGGUCUCGAUCGAACAUGACACUUCUGGCAAGUCCUCGGAUGCUCUCGGUAUCCAGGCUGCUACAUCUGAACCCGAGAACUUGAAGGGGGCUGCGGCCGUGGAGGUGCAAGGUGUCGAUGACGUCAACGGCGGCUAUCAGCAGAGCGCAAACGGACCAUCGAUCGCACCUGAUAACGACUUGUCGUUUGUCGCCGACACCAACAUGUCUUACCCCUUCGAUGUAGACGAGUGGGCCUCCAACGCCGCGAACCAAGCCGAGGCGGACGCAGCCAGCGGAGCCCGACAACACCAACAUUAUCAACCGAUCGACCAUCAGGCCAUGUCAUCCGAUUUCACAUAUGGCACGACCCGGAUGCGGCCAGAAGAUCCAAUUGAUCAAGAAUCUCUGGCCUUUCUUAGUGGCGAAGCUGAAGCUGGGGUACCGUGGAGUCAACGUCAACACGUAUUUACGGAUCCAAUUCGCUUCACCAAGUCUAGUUCACCCUCUUCUGGAAGCGCACGUGCACUUAACCCGGCUGCCAUCUUGAAAGGUCUUGCGCAGUACGGAACACAUUCACCUCGUCAUGGGUCGCAACAGCCCGCUAGUCAAAACCGCCAACGCGAUCUCGACUCUAGCUUGAAGCGCCAACAAGAGCUUAAGGUGCAGGUUGAGGAGAAACAAAGACAGUUGGAUCAGUUCAUGAAGAUGCAAGCGGGGCCUCAGCGAUCGACUCGGCAGGUACCUUACGAAUCUGCCCAUUAUCAUGGCCAACCAGCUGCUGUACCUGCGUUCCUCACUGGCCCAAUGAGCUAUCAACGUGCUUCAUCGAGGGGCUAUCAGCAGAUGGAUUACGGACAGAACAGCUCGGAUAACUGGAUACCAGAACAACGUACUCCCCAGGUCACCCAAAAGGUACGAAAGCAAGUCUUCGGUGAACACGACUGUGGCGAUGAAGGCAAUGCUUCCGAUGACGAUGAGCCGCUUCGGACGCGGGUGGAGCGUCACCCAUCAGUCACUAGCCUGAAUGACGACUCAAGCGUCGAGUUCGUCGCGAGUAAUUCCAAACCCAAAAGCAGUGGACCUAUUGUCGACCGGAAGGUAGUGCGCAUGCCACGCCCUCUUCCUCAGCCUGCUUCCCCCUCUCCCACACCCACGGAGAACGCGCCACCUUCCUCCGACGACAUCCAAGAAAUUGAUUGGACGCUUCCCCGAUAUGAAAUGCAACGCCAGCCUCUCGAGAAAGGCGAAGAGAUUCCUAGCGCAAAGGUCUCACUCCCUGGUAUGGUCCGCGAAGAAGUUCUCCUCUCCCCAGACCACGCAGACGAAGAAGCCCGCCUACUGAUCGAUGUCUUCAUCCCCGGUCAGCAAGCCAUGUCAUCACCAGACCCAGAGCCCGCCGUCGCUCUUCUGAACUUCCACACUAUCACUCUCAUGGUCAUAGAAGCGUACGUUCAGUUCGAAAUCGGCGACGAGUUCGGCAUGGGGCGCGGCCACUUCCACCAAGAUCACAACCGUGGCGAAGAGGACUACGAGCGCAUGCGCGACGCCGUCGACGCCGACACUAACGAGAUCUUCUUUGCCGUCGUAGACCGAUACCGAGCAGGAUUGGAGAGCAAGAAGAAGCCGCUACAGCUCAUCCGGGGUACGCAAGAGUUCUGUGACGUGGCGCUUGAUGUGAUCUAUUACAUCAAGCAACAUGGACUGCUGAAGCCAGAACCUAAGGCCAAGAAGGUUAGGGCUGAUAAGGGAACUAAGCGGGGGCCUCAGGCGAAGACUGCGGCAGCUGAAACUGCGGCGAAGGGUAAGGGCAAGGGAACUAAGCGGGGUACGGCGGCCAAGCCGAAUGAGGUGCAGCCUAGGAAGAGGGUGAAGACUGCGCCCGCGGUCGAGGUCAAGAAGAAGAAGAGGAGUAAGCCGGAGCCGGCUCUUACGGUUAUAAAGAAGUGA
Molecule: messenger RNA, 3666 nt
Organism: Alternaria arbusti
Lineage: Eukaryota; Fungi; Ascomycota; Dothideomycetes; Pleosporales; Pleosporaceae
Exons: 3
Coding region: 1-3666 (1221 amino acids)
Biological process (GO): iron-sulfur cluster assembly
Cellular component (GO): cytosol
Molecular function (GO): ATP-dependent FeS chaperone activity; ATP binding; 4 iron, 4 sulfur cluster binding
Source: RefSeq, a predicted model, not a curated record